AUGUCUCUGGACAUCCCCGCUCAGUUGAAGGAAUCAGUUGAAAAUUCAAAAUGCGAAUAUCGACGGCUCGGUAACAGUGGCCUGAGGGUGUCCGUCCCCAUCUUUGGUUGUAUGAGCUUUGGCGACCCAAAAUCUAUGCCCUGGACAAUCUCUGAAGAACAGGCACUUCCGCUUCUCAAAGCUGCUUACGAUAGGGGCCUCAAUACCUGGGACACGGCUAAUGUCUACUGUAACGGUGCUUCCGAGGUGAUUGUAGGCAAAGCCCUCAAACAAUUCCUUAUCCCACGAGAGAAAGUUGUCAUUAUGACAAAGUGCUUCUGGGGUGUUGGUGAAGAACCGGAGGCUAUCCACUGGUACCUGCGUGAGUCAUUCGAAAGAUCCAAGGACUAUCAAAACCAGUUUGGACUAUCUCGUACCGCGAUUUUCAAUCAAGUUGAGGCAUCUCUCAAGAGGCUGGGUACAGACUAUAUCGACUUACUGCAAAUCCACCGCUUCGACUCGACAACUCCAAUCGAAGAAACGAUGAAGGCCCUACAUGAUCUUGUCCAGUCAGGAAAAGUCCGCUAUAUUGGUGCAAGCAGCAUGUGGGCAACCCAGUUCGCUCGCAUGCAAUUCUGUGCUGAAGCCAAUGGCUGGACUAAGUUUAUCAGUAUGCAAAAUCAGUACAAUCUCUUAUAUCGCGAAGAAGAGCGUGAGAUGAUACGUUUUUGCAACGACACUGGUGUUGGUCUGAUACCCUGGGCCCCACUUGCUCAAGGCAACUUGGCUAGACCACCAUCGGAAAUUGGCACCACCGUCAGAAGUAAAUUACAGGCUGAGAGUACCUCGGAGCCACUUUUGUCAAAGGCUGAUAUUGCUAUCAUACAUCGAGUUAUCGAGGUUGCAGAAAAGCACGCUUGGCCGAUGGCUCAUGUCGCGCUUGCAUGGAUAAACAAGCGCAUUAGUAGCCCAAUUAUUGGUUUCAACAGCGUCCUGAGACUGGAACAAGCAAUUGCGGCGCGAGGAAAGUUGUUGUCUGAUGAGGAGGAAAGGUAUAUCGAGCAGCCUUAUCAGCCAAAGGCUCCGAUAGUUCCAGAGUCGCUAUAAAUCCGUCCCCUGCGCUUUACAGGCAGAGCAGCUGGGGGAGGAUAGACAAAAGGGAAGUCGCGGAAUACAAGGAAGAAGGAUGAUUUCGCAGGAUG
Molecule: messenger RNA, 1181 nt
Organism: Aspergillus novofumigatus IBT 16806
Lineage: Eukaryota; Fungi; Ascomycota; Eurotiomycetes; Eurotiales; Aspergillaceae
Product: aldo/keto reductase
Exons: 3
Coding region: 1-1086 (361 amino acids)
Source: RefSeq, a predicted model, not a curated record